Octodon degus (degu) is the source of this 3593-nucleotide messenger RNA. Its product is annotated as E3 ISG15--protein ligase HERC5-like. Gene Ontology annotation, molecular function: ubiquitin protein ligase activity; ISG15 transferase activity. The transcript has 24 exons. The record is from RefSeq and is a predicted model, not a curated record. Lineage: Eukaryota; Metazoa; Chordata; Mammalia; Rodentia; Octodontidae. Gene Ontology annotation, biological process: regulation of defense response to virus; ubiquitin-dependent protein catabolic process; protein ubiquitination. The coding region runs from base 1 to 3441 and encodes 1146 amino acids.
AUGGCUUCCUCAGAGGUAGCUGGGUUUAGAGUGUCUGCCACUAAACUGCUCUAUGGUGCGAUGCUAGAUCCAAAAUCACUAGGAUUUAAGCAUCACUGUGCUCUGCCACUCUGGCUUGAGCCUGGGGCGGACACCAGCUCCUGGGAUGCCAGAACAGCUUCGGGGAUAGUUGUUGCAGGUGGUGGUGGUGGGGCGCCGAGGCCUGAUGGAGCCCAGGUGUUUCCCGACACCCACUUCCAGGGGUUCAGGCGGCCCCGCCCGCGGGCACGAGAACCCUUCUUCAGCCACCCCGCACACCCGGCCCCGGCCAGCGACCUGUUUGAUCUGGCUGCCUCCGCGACUCCUGGCACCGAUCCAGUGCCGCUUCUACUAUCAGUUUCGGUUCAGUCGCGUCAGAAACGCUCGGUUUCGUUUCCCGCGAGGCCCGCCCCGCCCCGGGCCCUGGCGGUGUUUACCUCGGUCAGUUUCCCUUUCCUUUUCCUUUUCGGUGCAGUCCAGUCCCAAACACCGUCUCCAGUCCUGCCCCCGGCGGCGCGCGGCUGGCGGCCCGGAGGCUCAGCUGUCCGUGCCGACUCCUCCCGCGCGCGACGCCCGACGCCGACUCAGCGCCUCGGGCGCUCUCUCGCAGGUGUCACCGCGCGGCCGCGCAAUCCGAGGGCAGUGAUGGAGCCCCCGCAGCCGCAGAAUCGCAGAGCGGCGACGGAGCCCCGGCGGCCGCAGAAUCGCAGAGCGGCGACGGAGCCUCGGAGGGCGCGGGAGUACCUGAAGUUAGGGAAAAAGAUGAAGAUUCAUUCCAUGGACCAAGGAGCAGAGCACAUGCUGGUGCUGUCCUCAGAUGGAAAAAUCUUUGAGUAUAGCUACAGCGGAGAACCUGCAAGGUUUCAAAGCAUUUUACAAGAAAAAAAUAUAAUUCAUGUUGCGUGUGGAGAUUAUCAUUCUCUUGCACUCUCCAAAGGUGGUGAGCUGUUUGCCUGGGGACAGAACGUCCAUGGACAGCUUGGAGUUGGAAGAAGGUUUCCCACAAUCCCGAUACCACAGCCUGUGCAGAGCAUUGCAGGAGUCCCCUUGGUGCAGAUUUCAGCAGGAGAAGCCCACAGCAUGGCCUUAUCCUUGUCUGGAAAUGUCUACUCAUGGGGGAAAAAUGACUGUGGACAACUGGGUCUGGGCCACACCAAGAAUACAGAUUGUCCUGUCUUUGUUGACAUACCAGACAAUCAGAAGGUUGAGUUUCUGGCUUGUGGUGGUACUCACACUGCUCUCCUCACACAGGACGGUCUUGUGUUCACUUUUGGUGCUGGAAAAUAUGGGCAGCUUGGUCACAAUUCAACAGAGAAUGAACUAAGACCCCGCUUGGUGACUGAAUUCAUUGGAAAUAGAGUGACCCAGAUAGCAUGUGGAAGGUGGCACACACUCGCCUAUGUCUCUGAUUUGGGUAAGGUCUUUUCCUUUGGAUUUGGAGAAGAAGGACAGUUAGGACAUGGUGGAAAACAUAAUCAGCUGAUACCAAUGCCCAUGAAAUCACCAUCAAAUGAAGAGCUCCAGUUUGAAAGCCAUCACUUAGGAAAAGAGUUGAUAAUGAUUGCUGGAGGGAAUCAAAGCAUUUUGCUCUGGAUGAAUAAAGAGAACUCCUACGUUAAUCUGAGGAGGAAAAUUCUUACACUGAAUGAAGGGACUGUAAAGAGAUGGAUUGAUGAUGUGGGAACUAAACAGUGGCAAAAUACCAAAAGAGAAAUCCAAGAAAUUUUUUCAUCUCCUGCUUGUCUGACUAGAAGUUUCUUAGUGGAAAGAGGAACUGGAGAAACAAUUUCAAUUGAUGUGGAUUUACAGAUGGCAAGAGAGACCUUCAAGAAGUUAACAGAAAAGGAACAGAUUUCUUCCGUGAUAGUUACGUGUCUGGAAACCAGUCUUCUCAGAGCUCUUCCAUGUCAUUCUCCACACCAAGAAGCUCUGUUGGUUUUCCUUCUGCUCCCAGAAUGUCCUGUAAUGCAUGAUUCUUACAACUGGAGGAACAUGGUGAUUCCCUUUGUACAGGCGGUUUGUAACUUAAAUGGCAAAUCUUCACAAAUCCUGAAAAAAUUCUGGGCAUCUUUGGAAGCAUCUUCUUUGAACACAUUGGUCCAGAUGCUUAAGACAGCCAUUGUCUCUGAACUGCCUUACAUCCCUACAGAAUUAAGUGUCUGUAAUAUGAAAAUUCUUCUAGAAAUGAUGAAAGAAGUGCAUGAGGUAAACAAAUGUAACUAUCAUCUGCCAGAAGAUAUUUUCUACAUAGAUGAGCUGUCCAACCAGUUGAGAGCUACUGCAGAAGAAAUACUGCCCUUUUGGGCUAUCAGCCAGAUAUUGGAUGACCACCCCAGUGCAGUUAUAUUCACUCAUUUUCCAUUUGUCUGUAAUUUACAAACCAAAAUUAAGUUGUUACAAGUUGAUUCAUUUAUGAAAAUGCAGAAAUCAGCAGAAAAGGUAAAUCUGUGUGCAGUGAUGGAAGGAAAAGUUGAAUCACCUACAUUAAUACUGAGAAUCAAUCGAAGUCACUUGGUAGAAGAUGCCCUACAUCAGUUAAGCCAAGUUGAAGACACCGACCUUUUGAAAACUUUAGUGGUUGAAUUUAUCAAAGAAAUUCGUCCUGAGAGUGGAGGGGUCACUGCUGAGUUCUUCCACUGUAUAUUUGAAGAGAUGACCCAGCCAAAAUAUGGAAUGUUCAUAUAUCCUGAAGAGGGUUCUUGCAUGUGGUUCCCUAUAAAUCCUAAAUUUAAGAAUAGAUACUUCCUCUUUGGGAUGCUCUGUGGACUCUCCCUGAGUUUGGAAGAAAUUAUAAAUGAUGAAGCUGAUGACCUUAAAGAACUUGGCAUAUAUUUCUCUAUACCUUGGGAUCAAAAUGAUGUUGAUUUAAUUCCAGAUGGGAUCUCUGUACCUGUGGACCAAACUAACAAGAAAGACUAUGUUUCUAAGUGUAUUGACUACGUUUUCAACAUCUCCAUCAAGGCAGUUUAUGAGGAAUUUCAUAAAGGAUUUUAUAGAGUCUUUAACCAAAAGAUAAUUAAAUGUUUCCAGCCUAAAGAACUAAUGGCAGCAGUAAUUGGAAGUACUAAUUAUGACUGGGAAGACUUUGAAAAGAAUUCACAGUAUGAAGAAGGAUACUACAUAUCACAUCCUACUAUACAGAUGUUUUGGAAGGCUUUCCACAAGUUAACUUUGGAUGAAAAGAAAAAAUUCCUCUUAUUUCUUACAGGGCGUGAUAGAUUGCAUGUGAGAGGCAUCCAGAAUAGAGGAAUACUAUUCCGCUGCCCUGUAACUUUCAGUGAAAAAGAUUACCCAACGUCACUGACGUGUCACAGUAUUCUGUAUCUGCCUCAGUAUUCCACAAUGGAAAGAAUGGAGGACGCUCUGCAUGUAGCCAUCAACGGUCACAGGGGCUUUGUGUCACACGAGAUCCUACUUGGAUGAUCACUUCCCAGGAUCUCAGGGAGGCCUCUGGUGUUCAGUGUAUCAGCCUUAGAUUUUUCUGUUUCUGCUUGCAUCUAAUUAGUACAAGAUGUUGACAGGUUUUAGUUACCAUUUAGACUUGGCAAUAAUAAAGUUAUACAUCAAGAAUAAUA